GCGGCCGUGAUUGCCAUCCUGGCCUGGUCCGGCCCAACAGGCUUUACCGAGGAGCCGCGAGGUUUGAGAGUCCUUAUUUCCCAGCCAGCUCAGGGGGCUCGGGAAAGGAAUGGGUCGGGGGCCCAAGGCUCGGCCCCUGGAGGAACAGGAGGACCAGACCCAGCGCCUAGGGCAGCGCGACCAGCGGUCACCCCGCCCCCUCCCCGAGGGCAGCAGGGGUGAGGAGAGGCCAAGAUGCCUGUUGCAGGGGGCUCUUACCUCCCCACACCCCUGCGGAGCUCUGUGAGGCUUGACGAGACGCCGCGUUAAGGAGUGAAGAGCGACCCCGGCCGGGAAUCCAGGGUGUGCGCGAUGUCGGCUCAAGAUGCAAAGGAUGCUAUGGACCAGACCUUAAAUACAAAAAAUUCACAUAUAUCCUGGCUCUUCCUUUAUCUCUUUGGAGCAAUUCCCCAAGUUGGAGUUAUCUGAGAGGCUGUCUCCUGGGCUAUGGUCCACAGCUGAUGUUAAUAUUGUCACAGAAUCCUCCCAUGUUGGCAUCCAUUUGGAAAAAAAGAGUUCAGGAUUCAGGAGCCCUGGAUCCUACUACCAGCUCUGCCUGUAACCCAGUGGUGCCUGAUGAGGGAUCUCAUCUUCCUGAGCUCCUCCUAAAAGUUGGCCUGCUGCUGCGGGAAUGCCGGCUGCUCCUACUGCUGCGGCUGCUGCCCCAAGAUCCGCCAGUCCCGGAGCACCCGCUUCAUGUACGCGCUCUACUUCAUCCUGGUCGUCGUCAUCUGCUGCAUCAUGAUGUCCAACACCGUGGCCAACGAGAUGAGGGAGCAUAUCCCUUUUUUCGAGGAUAUCUGUAAAGGCAUUAAAGCUGGCGACACCUGUGAGAAGCUGGUGGGGUAUUCUGCGGUAUAUAGAGUCUGUUUUGGAAUGGCCUGUUUCUUCUUUAUAUUCUGCCUCCUGACCUUGAAAAUCAACAACAGUAAAAGUUGUAGAGCCUAUAUUCACAAUGGCUUUUGGUUCUUUAAACUUCUGCUGUUGGGGGCCAUGUGCUCAGGAGCCUUCUUCAUUCCAGAUCAGGAGACCUUUCUAAAUGCCUGGCGCUAUGUAGGAGCCAUCGGAGGCUUCCUGUUCAUAGGCAUCCAGCUCCUCUUACUUGUGGAGUUUGCACAUAAAUGGAACAAGAACUGGACCGCAGGCACAGCUAGCAACAAGCUGUGGUACGCCUCUCUGUCCCUGGUGACUCUCAUCAUGUACUCCAUCGCCACGGGAGGCUUGAUUUUGAUGGCAGUGUUUUAUACACAGAAAGAUGGUUGCGUGGAAAAUAAAAUUCUUCUGGGGAUAAACGGAGGCCUGUGUCUGCUUAUUUCAGCGGUAGCCAUCUCACCCUGUGUCCAAAAUCGACAGCCGCACUCUGGGUUACUGCAGUCGGGUCUCAUCAGCUGCUACGUCACGUAUCUCACGUUCUCAGCUCUGUCCAGCAAACCUGUAGAAGUAGUUCUAGAUCAACAUGGGAAGAACAUCACCAUCUGUGUGCCUGACUUUGGUCAGGACCUGUACAGAGACAAAAACUUGGUUGCUGGACUGGGUACCACUCUCUUGUGUGCGUGCAUCUUGUAUUCCUGUUUGACAUCGACGACCAGAUCAAGUUCCGAUGCUCUGCAGGGGCGGUACGCAGCUCCUGAACUGGAAGUAGCCCGGUGUUGUUUUUGCUUCGGCUCUGGUGGAGAGGACACAGAAGAGCAGCAGAAUGUGAAAGAGGGCCCGAGGGUCAUUUAUGAUGAGAAGAGAAGCACUGUCUACAGCUAUGCCUAUUUCCACUUCGUAUUCUUCUUGGCUUCCCUCUAUGUGAUGAUGACCGUCACCAACUGGUUCAACUAUGAAAGUGCCAACAUUGAAACCUUCUUCAGCGGGAGCUGGUCCAUCUUCUGGGUCAAGAUGGCUUCCUGCUGGAUAUGUGUGCUGUUAUACCUGGGUACGCUGGUCGCUCCCCUCUGUCGACCCUCUCCGCACUUCUCCGUGUGAGGAUGUGAGCGAUCUCCUUGGUUCUGCAGGCUGGAAGUGACGUCCUUUGAACAAAUGUACCAGGAGUCUGAGCAGUGACUGGUACUUUGUGACAAGCUGGCAUUCCCCUGGCUGGCUUGAGUGGGUCUAAAAAAAACUUACAGGGGGGAAAAAAAAAUCACCUGCUUAGCUUUUUUAAUUCUGAAAUUCGAAAAGAAGCUACCAGUUUGUCCCCCCAAAAUUGAAAUUUUCACCCGAGUUGAUCCUGAGUGAUAUAUUUUGUAUGUGUCUUACCCCUAAAAACUGGGAUAGUAGUUAGGCUAGUAUUUUCCUUCUGCAUGUUUUUACCAAAACAGAGUUUGGGGCAUGACAUUUUAUCACAGGGAGAAAAGCUUACCUUGUGUGGCCUAUUAUUCCUAUCCUUGAAAUAGAAAGACAUGACAGAAUCUGGAGCCCUGAGCUCCUGACAGAACGCAGACCCCUCUCCCACACCUCGGCCUGCGGGACCCCUGCUCGUGGUUCCCUGGUAUUUAUUGGCUACAAGAGGAAGCAUCUGCUUUUAACUCCACCCUUGUGCUGUUUCCUCCCAGCCCUCAAACGUUUCCCUUUGAAGUUGUGAUGCUGGGAAUCACAGACUUCCCUCUGUCCUUGCCCUUCCCAGAGCUCCCCUCAUCCUUUCUGGGUUCAACAUCUUUGUUAUAAUGUGAAAAAGCACAAUUUGCCAUCACCACCCAUGUGAUCCCCCACCAGAUUAUCACUACCUGAUCUGAGUUACUGCAAUAAUAUGACUCUUACUCGUGGUGUUAUUCACAUGAUUAGAGAACAAUAUUUGUGUUGUUUUCUUUGCUAUGGUUCUUUCUUGUUUGUGGAUUGAUAGUCAUGAUACUUUAGGACCUUACCUGGGAAGUUGCUUCUUGACUGAAGCCUGCUGCACCCCUCUUUCCAUUACUAAAGUCAGCCAGUUUCUCUUCCACUUGAGGCCUUUGAAAUUGUAAAAGCAAAAGGGCUUUUGUUUUCCAGCUCUGUAAUGUGACCACACCGUUAAUGUCCAUUAUGAUUUUGGGGGUGGAUUUGCUGAGGUGGGGAUCACAGGCAACACCUCAAACAGGGCUGACCAGGUAAGGCCUCCAGUUAUACAAGUUGUAGAAGUGACCAAAUGUACUUAGAAGAAAAGGUGGGUGGGGAGGUAUUUAACUAAGCCAUAAGCAAAAGCCGCAGAAAUUUCCAAAAUACAUACUUUUAAGGUGAUACUGAAGAAAGCUUUGACUCUAGGCAGCUGCCCAAGAAGACGUCCAUUUUCAGUGCUGAUGCUGUCAGCCAGGGGAGAGUUUACGCAGUGAAAAGUCCAUCAGAGACCCUGAUGGAGGACGGUGGGUGCCCUCCUCUUAGUAUUUCAUGCAGGAUGGAAAGAAUCCUCUCAGCACCCGGGCAGAGAGGGUCUGAGGAUGAAGAGAUUUGGCCUGUACUUUCUGUGCCCUGCUGUAUGCAUUGGGUCCCACCUAAGCUGGCCUCCAGUGUGCCAAAUGCUGGCCUGGGAAAUUAGUCCAGUUCUUCAUUUCCACUCACUGCUUUGCCCUCCUUUCAAGAAAAUUGGGGGGCGGGGGUCAAACAAUGGAUGAAUUCCUCCAGGAACUUAUUUACAGUGUUGGAGGUUCGCUCACUGUGUGUGUGUGAGAGCCUUGUUUUGUAAACUUUAUCAAGUUUUUUUCAGACCAGGAGCUCUUUGGGCUCGGUGGUCCAGAGAUCUUCUGUAGGCACAAAGUGAAUGGCCGCCAUGUGUAGCCCGAGGUUAAGCCAGUGGGAGCGUGAGCUCUGUGGGUCGGACAGGUGGAGGGAGUGGGGUUGUGUGUGUCGCAGCGUCCUGGCAGAGGCCACCACAGUGGCUGGUGCAGUGACACGGGCUCUGGGUAAGCCGGGGUGCCAUCAGUGACAGGUUUCGUUGUGUCUUCUCCCUGCUGGGGUCUAGUGGGGUCUGGCAUCCAGCCGUGUGACUUUAGAACUGGCCCUUCUGGCAGGUCAAGGUCAAGCUGACCAGGCCCUGUGUUCUUUAGCGGGCCUUCGUUGGGCCCUUCCUGUGCAGAAGGAAGCUCAGGGAGACACAGAGGAAAGGACAUUGCCAGUGGCCAGGCCCUCGGAGCUUCCUUCCUUAGCCGCCCAAAUUCUCCUACAGCCAACCCCCAUUUUCCAGCUGCUUAAGACUUGGUUGGUGCCUAAUAAUGUUGCUUUCUGAAGGUUGGUCUGACACAAGAAGGAGAGUUACAGUCACUGAUUUUUAUUCUCAACUGAAAAUUUAAGCAAGUUUAUCUGAAUGAUCAAGAGAUGUAGGUGUUCUGUGAGGACAGAGGGCAUAUAAAUAAGAAGUUGACUUUAAUGAUUAUUAAUUGUAAUAAACAAUACUCAGGUGAUAAGUCAACAUUCAUGGGUUUAAAAAACCUGCAUUUUUGUGCUAUUGUGUUUUAAGAAACUGGAAACAUUGUGCCAAUUGCUCUGAGUUGCUCUUAAGGAUGAUGUCCAUUUGAUAAAUUCACUGAUAAUCUUUUUAAAAUAAUAGACUUCUGCUUCCUACAACUUUUUAUACAUGAUUUAAAAAGUGCAUUCCCAGAAGCUGCUGGUCAGACUCCUUUAGUGAUGAAAGCCGAAGAUAUUUUAAAACUGUGUGUGCUUCCUCUGUGCUGUUCAUCCGAUGUGGAAAUUUUUUCCCCUCUCAUUUUCACGAGUACAGACACUUAAGUAGGGGAAGGGAUUCUUCUGGGAGUGUUGCAGUGUAUGUCUAGAUGUGUCACCUGACUGAAGACCAGAGACUUUUUUGUCAAAGGCUUUUGGAAACCCUACUUUGUCCUUACUGGGUUGAAUUUUUUAAUACUGGUUAGUUGGUUUUGUUUUUGUUCUCACAGUUUCUUGGGAAAUGGCUUGAAAGAAUUGUUCCAGAGGUCUUUGGAGCUCCUUUGUAGAGUAGAUGGGCCAUGUGCCUGUGGACUGAUGGAGGGUGGGGUUACUGGAGAUUUGGGGUUCUGGUGCCCAUCAGAAUGGCCAACAGAGGGGCUCCCACACCCCAUUGUUUAUUUCCAGUUGCUCAGCAGUGCCUUCAUUAUGGAUGACCUCUGUGCAGUGCUAAUUCCCCCAAAAUUGUCACCUUCUGCCUUUUUAAGAUUAUGUGCUUAUUUAAUUUUGGCCACCAUUGGUGCUUCCUGUUACCCUGCAAAAGGGAAUUCCAGAGCCUGUGUGCAUUUAAGCUGCCUAGGCCUUUUUCUCCUUUGACUGCCUUUCUAAAGAGCAUCUCAUCUUGGUAUGUAUUCCUGUCCUACCCCUCUUGGAAGUGAAAGGCGGUUUUAGUUAUAACUAAGAAGGUUGUGACCUUGGGCCAAGACCCCACAUGUCCAGAGAGCACGCUGGGCCCUCCUUAAUCAGGUACAGUGCCAAUGCCCCUGGAUUCAUGGUAUUCUCUAUAAGGUAUUCUCCUUAAUUUACUAAAUCCCUUUGGCCUCGUUCUUAACUGUGUUUCCUGCCAUCUUUAAUAUAUUUGUAAAGCCUCAGACAUUUUAAUCCAGUUUUGCAUUUUAGGCAGAAAUGCGUUCUCUAAUGUUGGAGCUGCUUCGCAGGACACAGAUCUUUUGAAUUGAUGCUAGCCAUUCUAAAGACCUCUCGCUCUUUUUUUUUUUUUUUCUUUUUUCCCCCUUCCUCAGUAAAUCAUUUGCAGAGGCGUUCAUUUUGAAAGGAGGAAAUAUUUGGCUUUUACCAAAGAGGUGUUCUUUUUUUAAAAGCAAAAUCCUUUCAGCAAAAACUUACUUGGGGAAGGGUGGAUUAAGAAUGCAUUUGUCCACAUCCACUUCUAUAGGUGUUUAAUCAUAUUUAUGUGAGUAAAAUGUUGGAAGAAUUUUUUUUUUUUUAAGAAGAAUUCUUUAAGGUAAUCCUUUGUGGUGAAGGAUCCUGGGAAAUCUCUCAGGUAAAGAAAGCUUGUAGCAGAUGGGUAAUAUAUGUCUUGAGAGCUAUUUAUAAGAAAUUUAAGGAUUGUUUUGUUUUCCUUUAUUAAAGAUUUAAGGUUUUUUUACUUUGCAAAAAAAAAACUACAAAAAUUUUAUAGUCAUAACUUUGUUACUUUUUUUUUAACUUUUCUGAAAUAAUUAGAUGUAGCCAAAUUAUGUGGUUAUGUUUUGCUAUGUUAGAAUUUGAUAAUGUAAUAUGUGUGGUAAAUCUACUGUUUGAAAUUUAUAAUGCUCUCAGAUAUGGUUGGAGUUUUGGUAACUUUUAAAAUAGUUAUUUUUUUUCCUUUAAGUCACAAAGGCAACUAUGGAUUUAUGUUUGUUCUUUUGGAUGCUAAUUUUUCUAUGAAGCAGCUGAAGUUGACCAGUCUUUUCCUAGGUAGAAAACUCAAAACUUGUUAACUUUAAUAAAAUUGAAAACUGUUGUUUU
This is a messenger RNA of Eubalaena glacialis (North Atlantic right whale), 6399 nucleotides long. It is a transcript of the gene SERINC5, whose product is annotated as serine incorporator 5. The record is from RefSeq and is a predicted model, not a curated record. Gene Ontology annotation, cellular component: membrane. The transcript has 15 exons. The coding region runs from base 736 to 2010 and encodes 424 amino acids. NCBI's taxonomy places the organism in Eukaryota, Metazoa, Chordata, Mammalia, Artiodactyla, Balaenidae.